CAACAACAAUGAUUAAUCGCCGCUUUUACGCGUCUUCGGCGCACCGGGUACCCCAUGAUCAUGAUCAGCAUCAAAAUGAAUCUCAAAUGAAUCUCCUCUCUUCUUCAAAAUAGGUGUGAACUGUAUCAUAAUCGUUUGGAGUCGUCUUAUUCUCCUGAAUGAGACAUGUAUAUAUUGCAACCUUUUUUCAUUUUUUUCUCGAGGACAAGUGUAACUUAGUAGUUUAACUGUACAAGAACCAGCAAUGAUAUUUAUUUAGUUAGACCAUCAUCGAUUUUUCGAUUAACAUCAUUAUGGAGGGCUCGUUUCCAGCGGGCCUGACCUUGCCGAGUUAUCGGCCACUACCACGUACAUCUACUGCUGAGACCUCUUCAUCUAAUGGUGGUGCUUCACAGCAACAAAGUAGGUCUUCACAGAUACACCAUCAACAGAACAGCGGCAGCAAUCACUCGUCCAUGAUACAACACCAGCAUGUCAAUAAUCUUCAGCACGAUCAGCAAGCUGGUCAAGGGGCAGGAACGUCAUCCGGGAACGCAGCUGCCCCGAGCACAAGUACGGAUGUGAAAGUGGUUGUGCGGAUUAGACCGCCAUCAUUGUCGGAAGAAGAUUGCUGCUUUUUCGCACAGAAAGACUUGAAGUCGUUGUUAUGGCAAAACAUAUUCACAUUUUGAUAGUAGGGGCAUUCUUGUUUAUGUGAUCUUAAAAUCCUGCUACAUGAUACUGUAAAUCUGUAUGUUUUGUGAGGAGAAACUGCUCAACUAGCUGUAUUAACUGCAGUCCCCUCGAGCAGAUCAAUUCACAAACUGCAGUCCCCUCGAGCACAUCAUCAUCAUCAUCAUCAUCAUCAUCAUCAUCAGCUUCUUUAGUUCCCACCUCCACCUCCUUCUCGACCACCUCCCUCUUUCAUACGGCGCUUGGCGUAUCGACCCAUUCGGUGUCUCCCCUCUUUGCGAGGAAGCUAUUUUCGAUCACGUCCUGGACCAACAGGACCGCAACGACGAGAUUUUCCGACAAUUGAAACUCGAUGAUGCUGUGGCUAGUACCAUUCAGGGGUUUCAAGAGACCAUCUUUGCUUAUGGUCAAACUGGUUCCGGGAAGUCCUACACGAUUCUGGGCCAACCGACGGAUCCAGGAAUUUUGCCACGUUGUGGAAGAGCGAUGUUCCAGAAACUUGCGCAGUUCGGCAAAGCAGAUGGGAGACGACGGACAGUGCAAUUGACGGCUUGCGAAGUGAAGGAUGGAGCAGUAGUGGACCUGUUAGAGCCACCAUCUGCGAAUGGAGCGGGAGUAGGGGUGCCAGGGAAUGGAAAUACUGCCAAUGCUGCUAAUGGAGCAGUGGCGAAUGGUGCAGGAGGAGCGGUGGGGAAAAGUACUCGAGAACAAGUCUUGAUGUCGUUGUUUUCUAUCAUGCGACAAUGUACAACUAGUAGCUAGACUCGCACUCGGAUCAGAUAUUACUUCUUAAUCAAUAUUUGUUGGAACACCCGAACACGUCCAAGCGCACUAUGAGGCUCUUGAGAGCAAACGAAAUGGUUAUCGUUGCAAUGUAACAGAAAGACGACCAGAACGGACGUGCCGAAUGAUCACUGACUGUUUAAGGCCCUGAAAUGGUAUCAAAAUGGGUUCGAUGUCAUUGGGAUAUCAUUAAGGGCCAUAGUGCAGCUAAAGACCUGGGAGGUCUUGCUGCUAAUUCAUGUUGGAAUUCAUUGAGUUCAAAUGAUGAUCAUGCGAGGAACUAACAUGAGUUCAAGACAAGGGACGGCAUUGAUCAUGAUCAAGGUGACGAGUGAGAGCAGUCAUUUGGCAUUGAUAUCAGGCCCAUUCGUUGGAUCUUGAGCCAGUAAUGACCAUUGACCAACGCCCCUCCUCAAUCGCUAGGUGAGGAAAUGACAAAAGUCACAAACGGUCUGGCGUUACCUGCUCUGACCCAGAACCAUCACUAUUCGUUGUAUAGCCACUGACGUCACCUUUGACCAACGACCUAACACCCUAAGAAGAUAGAAUAGGUAAGCACCGCCAAAGAAGCAGAACUUGAACCAGACUCAUCAUCUUCCUCUUCCGAGUCACUAUCAUCUUCGACAUGGUUACGGCUAAUUACUGGAUUCUCUAUGUGAUGUAAUAAUAAUCUGCGUUUAGUGGAUGAGCAUGAAAGUUUCGUUAGUCCAUCAGCUUUCAUCAGGUGAGUAGGACAGAAAGCGACUUUCUCAGCUGCGUCCCUAACUCUUAAACAACGUAGCGCGUCGUGUCUACUCUUAGGCUUCGUAUCUUCACUCUUUGCUGUCGAGAUUGCAGACUGGUUGUCUAUCCACAAUAUGGCAUCAUCGAGGGAUGGCGAUAUACCAAACCGCGUUUCCACUAGUUGAGUGGGUAAGGGAUUGAAGAAAUCUGUAAAAUCAUGCAGCUCGCUCAUGACAAUAGUGUCCGACGCGGCUAUAUACUCUGACUCUGCAGUUGAAUAUGCGCGCACGGUUUGGGUAUUGCGUUUCCAACAGAUUGGAAAACCCCGAUAGUACAUAAUCGAACCACUGGUCGAGCGCAUGCUCUUUAUGCAGUUUGCGAAUCCUGCAUCUGAGAACCAGUUAGUAUACGGUAGCUCUCUUCCUUCUGGUAGGAGCUUCUUGUAAAUUCCGUUGAAUUCUUCCUCACUUUCUGGAGAAUAAUAGAGUCCUUGGUCUUUUGUCGUAGCUAGAUACUUUAAUACUUUUCUACAGGCUUUUGCAAUUCUUUCUGUAACGGGCUUACUGACAUACCGAGCCAAUGUCGCCACAGGGACGCAAAUAUCUGGCCUUGCGGUUGUCGAUAUCCAAAGCAGUGCGCCAACAAUCUCACGCAAUGGAAACCCGGCUGCUAGCUUAAGCCCCUCCUCAAGCAAAGCAGACUCGUCGAAAUUUGGAGACCACACCGGCUUACCUAAUGUUAUUUUAUACUUCUGUAAAGUCUUCUCUAUGUACACAUUCAUCAGGAUUUUCACUGAACGUGCUUCCCGACAAUAGUGCACAAUCGCACCAAGAAAGUCGAACUCUAGCCAUUCGAAACCCGUAAGAGAAUCGACUCGCUUUGCCAUCUCAAUAGGUCGGCCAGGGGCGCGACUAAAGAUCCGGUCGAGCUCAGACCGUAACUCGUGAUAGUCAGGUCCAGUAGCUAAGUUAUCAUCAACAUAGACUGACAUCUUCAUAUACUUUCCUGGGUGCGUUUUGCUCUUUUUCCGCCACAAUCCUGGAGCAGAAGGACACGGCUCCCAUCCGAGUUCGGACAAUAGCACGCAAUACUUCUUGAACCAGGCUCGUGGAGCGUCCUUGAGCCCAUAGAGAGCUUUCUUAAGCUUGACGAUAUCCGCUCCAUGCUUCUCCGCCCACACUGGUGGAAGACGGCAGAAGACGUCACGAUCGAGUUCAGCAUUAAGGAACGCAGAAUCAAGGUCGAAUGGGAUGACGAAGUCAGAGUCCGUCGCUGCUGAAACGAGUAAAAGUCUAUUCGCAGCAUGUGACACUACAGGGGCGUAGGUGUCGAUAUUCCCCGAACGAUCAAGAUUCCCGAGCACACAAGCACGAGCUUUGAAAGUUCCAUCACGUUUUACCGUGAGAACGAUUGCUAUAGGCAUUACCUGAGAAGAGGUUCGCAGCUCCUCGUCAGUAGCUGGCGCCCAAGUCUCAAAGGCAAGUAGUCUAGCUUCCUCCUUGGUGAUAGCUGCACGCCAUUUCUCGGCGUCAGGGCUUUUCAAGGCUUGGGAAACUGACAGCAUGACAUGUGCUUCGAGAAAGGUCUCCCCUUCUUCCAGCUCAUGCCCGCCUGCUAGCAUGGCAAAUUUAUGCAUGUCUUUUCUUAAUGCUUCUAGCUCGGCUUUUGUUCUUCUUUUGCGUUGUCCUGGAUUCUUAUCCUUGCUCCCUUUAGGUCUUCCUCGGCCUUUCUUCCCCUCCUCAACUUUGCCUGGUUGAGAUGGUGGAAUGGGUAAGGGCCUCGGAUCCCUUGCUUCAGGAUUAGAGUCAGGCGACACACGCUCCGAUGAGCUAUUCCCCUCCUCAACGCGUUGCGCGUCAGAGUUGGAAUCAUCCCCGGUCUUUGGAUCUUCCUCUUUGUCCAAAGAUUCACAGAAAAACUCAUCAGUGUCAUUGUUAUCUAAUAUCAUUUCCAUGCCGGUUGGAUCGCCUGAGCUGUACUCCGUGCCAGAGAGGCGCGGCUGACAGGCCAUACGUUGCAGCGCAUGUCUGUGCAGGACGGGACCCAGCGACGGCGUGCCAGACUGCAGGUUUUCCAGCGGGUCAUAAUCAACAUAAAUGCCCUUCGACGUAGGCAGUAGACAAGCAAUGUUCUUGACUAAUAUCGACUCUCGAAAUUUCACAUCUAGUGUGGAAUACUCACUCCACUUGAAGCCAGCUUUCGUUCUCCCAUCGUUGUGAUAUGUACCUACUAGCCAACCAGACGAAACUGGACACAGACCGAGAAACACACCACGCCGAUAAGGUGGCGCGAGCUCUGCUUCUUUCUUGUUGGUGGUGUCUACGACCUGUUCACGAAAGUACACCAAACAGCCAAACCUUCUUAGCAUACCUAGACCACUUUUCGAGGACUUCUUUCCUAUCCUCUUUUCUAGUAUCUCGACGGGACUCAUUCCGUCAUGUUCUGGCAUUUUUGCGUAACGAUGCGGUAAGCGAUUCCAACAAUCUCCGGCAUACUGUAGGCAGUAACACCAAAGACGUCGGUCGACUUUGACCAACAUGGUACGCACAGCGCCGAAAAUGGUCCGCGUGAAACGUCCGCAAGUUCCGUUCAUUUCUGGGCUGUAAGGAACUCCAGGAAUUUCCGAAACCAGUAGCGAUUGCAUGACUUCGGUCAUAUGGUCACUACUUAGGACGGGUUCGCUAUCUCUACGGAUGAACCAUGCCGCCUUGUCGUCGAGUGACAAUGAGUAGUCCUGGCGAAUGCCUUUUAUUACUUCUUCAAUCACCUCUACGCAGUCCGACUUGAGGCAAAGAGGACGAACGAGACGCAUUUUAAUCGAAUCACAAAUAAUGACUAAAGCGCGUCUUUUGCUUCUUAUAGAUACUGGCCCAAUUAUACCAACUGCGAAAUCAAUUGCAAGUGUUUUCAAUGGCGAAGGUAUAUGCCCAGCGGGCCUCGCUUUUGCAUGAGAGCGUCUUUGACCUUUGGUUCGAUCACAUUCUGGACAAGAUACACGAAGGCCAUCAGCGUGAAAGUGGCCAAGUCUACGAUGUAUGUCUAAUCUUGAAGCUUGUGAAUGAAGUCUAGCUUCUUCUAUACUAGUGCAUACUAUAUCCUCCUCAUUUUCAUUUUCUUCUUUGCUAAACAUGUCACAACCUAGAGUAGGUAGCUGCAUCUGGGGGCAAUUUGUUAUGGGUAGAGAGCGGCCGGAGCGGGUAUUGUACAACGUUCCGCCACUUUCUGUGAAAUUCAUUUGCCAACCCUUCUCAUGACAGUUCCCUUCGCCUAGCCAUGGUAUGAUGCGAUCUAUGGCUUUUGGUAAAUGUUCAAAGUGUGCGCCAUAUUUUAAUCCUAAUUUGUUUUCUUUCAGUCUACCUAAGUUCCCACUUCGCUUUCCAGCAGUGCCACUAAUAUGAUAGAGCCGGUAGCUAAUCUUCUUGAAAUCGGAACGAUGGCGAGACAAAUACUUACUUGCACAACUGUCAACAAGUGAAACUGUUUUGCUAUUUUCCCUGUUAUUUGCACUUAGAUAGCAACCUGAGUGAUUAUCAAUCGUAUAGCUUUCACCCCUAAACAGUUCACUUCUAUAUUCUUUAUUCUCAAGGUUUUCUUCAAAGUUCAGCGAACAUCUUCCAUUUCCAUCUUCGAAAUCUUCUUCAGAUUCCUCUUCAUCUUGGGACUGUCCAUCUCGUUUCCCAUAUCCAUUCCAUUCCGGACUGGUUUCGACUCAGCGUUGUGGUUGUUGUCCACCCCAUUGCUGCUGUGGGUUACUGUUGUCGAAUCCUUUUCCUCCACUUUGUUGCGGUGGAUAGCUGUUCUGGUGCCGCGGAGGGAUAGCGUUACCUUGCGGCCAGCAGUUGCGUGAGUUGUUGAAGAAGUUGCUGCCCAUGGCUUUGUUAGGUUGGUAGCUUUGACUCAUCGGGUUUAGCCAGCAUUUGUGCGCCUUAUGUCCAUACUUGUGACAAUAGUUGCACUGGAUACCCUCAAUAGGAUUAGAGUUCUUAGCACCUUUACCUUUGCCAUUUCCUUUGUUUUUCUUACUACUAGAACUACUACUACUACUCUUUCCACUUCCUUUUGUUGCGUAGGCCUCAUUCUUGAUUUCUUUGCGAAUCUUCUUGCGAAGUCGUUUGAUCGUUGUUUUCUUGAGAGCGGCAAACGCAUUACCAUCGUCAUCACUCUCAUCUUGACGCUUGCGCUUCUUGGUUUUGGUAUUGUUCUGGUUUUCAUCAUCCGAAUCUUCGACAGCUGGAGAAGCUUUGCCGAAAGAUGGACUCUCGAUCUUGUACUCACCAGAGUCAAUCAAACUUUGAAGGCGUUUCGUGAGUCUUUCACCGAUUUGGACGAACGUUAGACGUUCUUCUUCUUGCAUCCUCUCGAUUGUCUGUCGAAAUGCUUUGGAAAACAUUUUUGGCAGAAUGUCGAGGAUUGCGCCGUUUUGUUGAUCAGCAACAGCCACACCAACUUCCGGCGGGUAUACGGUCGGAGAUUGGUUCAUGACAUCUCUGACCUUCGCCAGGAAUGUUGGAACGUCUGGAGGAGAAUCAGGGUUCGUGAAGUGCAUCCCUUCCAACGCUUUAGCAGAGAUUCGUUGCCCUGUGCGGUCAUUUUGACUGAAACCAGCGUCACGGAGGUUCGUUACCAUUUCGCCAGCAUUCAUUGCAGUGGUAUCCUGAUCCUUCAUAUGUGCUUCGGCUGCACCUUUGAGCGACUUGAUGAUCACACUCUUCAAAUCUCGCCAAUUCUGCUGGAGCUUGCGGUCGUUGUUGUUGGGUUGGUUCGGAACCCCUGUCGCAUUGCCGUUCAGCACGUUGUUGAGGUAUUGGACUAGGUCCAGGCGGUCUGCUUCUUGCGUUACCGCUCGAAGCCAGUCACGCCAGUCAGAUUUCUGCCCCAGUUUGGGUGAAAUCUCUCCGAGACUCAUAUCGGGCAUUUUGUGGCGCAAGUAGUGCGACUUUGUUUCCUUUACUUCUACAAAGAAUUGACUAGCUAUUUCUUUAAUAAGGUAAGAAAGGCUCAAGGGCUUGAAACAGUGUUGGAACACCCGAACACGUCCAAGCGCACUAUGAGGCUCUUGAGAGCAAAUGGAAUGAUUAUCGUUGCAAUGUAACAGAAAGACGAUCAGAACGGACGUGCCGAAUGAUCACUGACUGUUUAAGGCCCUGAAAUGGUAUCAAAAUGGGUUCAAUGUCAUUGGGAUAUCAUUAAGGGUCAUAGUGCAGUUAAAGAUCUGGGAGAUCUUGCUGCUAAUUCAUGUUGGAACUCAUUGAGUUCAAAUGUAUGAUGAUCAUACGAGGAACUAACAUGAGUUCAAGACAAGGAACGGCAUUGAUCAUGAUCAAGGUGACGAGUGAGGGCAGUCAUUUGGCAUUGAUAUCAGGUUCAUUCAUUGGAUCUUGAGCCAGUAAUGACCAUUGCCCAACAAUAUUAAAGACCAGCUAGUACUAAGUACGUUCCUACCUGUGAAAAGUAGACACUAAUCUGAUGAUAAAUAUCUCGUCGUGACCACUCCGCUUCUUGCACUCCCACCUCAGCCCCCCGCAACGUCCUCGAUUACGAUCGGGUACCGGUCAAGGGUAAAGUUUGCUAUUUCUCGAAAAAAACUAUCUGGUCGUAUGAAGAAGCCAUACAGCACUUGCGAUACGCCAUCGACAGUCGCGAAGUAGGGAGUAGCAGUUUAAACUCGGAAUCUUCCAGAAGUCACAUGGUGAUUAUGGCUAGAAGCAAAUGUUCUUGUUAUUAUCAGAUCGCUAGAAAGUGUUCUUGUUAAUAAAAUGAGCGUCUCUUGAAUUCUAAAGCUCUCGAUAUUUUUAAAAACACGUCUCUACUUGAGGCUGAAAUAGAACCAAGUCAGAGGUUUACCCCAGUACUUCCCCUCUAUCAGUUUGAAGAUAAAAAGCUAGCGUCAGAGUACAUCCUUUCGUCCUCCCACUUCUAACCACUUCCGUUUCCACGUGAAGUCUUUCUUACCCUCCGCUGAAGUGACCUGUGGCACACUUACUUUGGUCGAUUUAGCUGGUAGCGAGAAGGAACAUGAGAACCCGACCAAGAAUGGACAGACGGAAGCGAAUGGGAUCAACGUGUCGUUGACGCAUUUGAAUAGAUUGCUAGUCAAAAUGCAGUAUAACCAGUUGGACGACAGCGAUAGGAGGCAGUCGACGCUGAACAUGAUACUGUUCGAUAGUUUAUGGAAAGAGUUCGAAUGAGUUUUGUUACUCUGAACAUGAUACUGUUCGAUAGUUUAUGGAAAGCUAAUGGCUGUUGUUCUUGUUGUUUACGAGUGUAGAGGAAGGGGAAGCGCGUUGAUUUACACUAUCGUAUAGGAACUCAAAACUAGUUAUUGUCUACUUCUUCAUAUACUCACCGACUACAUGAUCCCUUCCCACUUUCAUCCCUCCUCCGCGAAGACUGCGGCGUCACCAUGGUUUUCUGCAUUCAUCCGGACCGCGCCACUUACCAGGCUUCCAAGACCAGUCUUCAGAUGGCGCAGAGAUGUAAGAAGAUUCAGAGACGGAAGAGGAUACGAUUAAGGCUUGAAAAAAUUGAUCCAUCUUUCGGAGCGUCUUGGCCCCAUUCAUUUUGAAGGGCCGAGAUGCUGGGCGGGAUGGUAGAUUUGGGCAAGGUCUAAUACGAAAGUUGGUGAACAUCAAUGGCACGAUGACCACAAGCAGUAGCGCAACGGCUCCAGGACUAGCAGGACAACAGCAGAUGAUCACGCAAGAACUUCUAGACAGACAGGUGGACGAAACGGAGCAUCUGCGUAAGAAACAUUAAGGCUACCGCAGAUGCAUCCUCAGAACAUGAUACUGGGAAAUCCUCAGACCUUGGGAUCGAUCUUAUUAUAAUUCAAGGGGAAAAAGAAGCGUCCAGGGAUGUGGCUCUCAGGGAAGAUGCUUACGCGGUUGCUCUAAAUACGCGAGUUUUUGGAGAAGGAACGGAGUGAAGAUAGGUUGCUAAUCGAUUCUCUCGAGAGGAAGAAUAUCUGUCUUCAGGGCAUGGUCGAGGAGCAUCGGCAGAUCAAGACGCACUUAUCCGACAAGUGCGAGAGUAUGAAGACGGAUUUGACUAGUAGGAUUUACAGGCUAGAAGCGGACUUGGAGGACGAAAGAAAGCGAUGCGAGAGGUGGCGAGCUGAAUGCGAUAGGCUGACUAGGGAGAACGAAAGACUGGCGAAACAACUGUCGACUGGAGGAAAUGUACUAGUAGGCGGACGCGCACGUCAACUACAUUCUUCUGACAAUACUAAGGAUUAUGCUCAUCUUGUUCCAGAACCAGGUAGUUCGACAUCGGAAGGGAGCUCAUCGAAAACCUCGAAAACAGACUCGGCAGGCGAAGACUUGGUCACGAGUUCGUCGUUGGGCACGACUGGAGCGACAGCAUCAGGUAAUCUGUCCUCUUCAGGGAAGAUGAAGCUGCAGAAUGGACAAGGAAGCAAUGCUGGACACUAUAUUAGUAGUGGGAGCGGCGCCGCUCCUUCCUCCUACGAAGACGUGCUUCAGACUAUGCAAACAUCUUCAGGGAGCGAAGCUGUGCAAGUACAAGGACUAAGGACAUUGCUGAAAUUCGUGUCCAACAAACACGGAAAUGCGUCUUCUAGUGGGGGAGGGCUCGGCAUAAAGACAAAAAGCGAACAAGAUAUGGCUAGUGGUGGGACUGGAGUUGAUGGGGCAACUACUGCAAAUGGAGGCAGUGCCUGUGCAGAAUUACUUCAUCAACAUCGGAGGAAAAGUGGAGAAUUUUUCUUCGCUGAGUACCCUGGCGGAAGAACUAGCUACGAAACGGUCGCUGCGUUAAACGGAGAUGUGAAGACGAAUCCCAAUGCUAGUGCUGGAGGUUUUGCCCCUUCGUUAUCAUCUUCUUCAGGACAGCAGUCGCAACUCCAAGCUUCUCUAGCCCUUGCCGGUAAGGAUCAAUCGCUCGCACAGCAGAAGACCAUGGUAGCCUCGGUGGUGGCGACUACGGUGCGGUCUUUGCGGUGCUUUCCUCUAGUUCCGAGGAUUCAACGAGAUGGAGCAUUGCUAUUAUCAGAAAUCGCAUCUCAGUUUGCGGAGGCUGGGGCUAAGCAAUUGAUUCUGCCAGAAGUGGAAAGAAGUAUUUUGCCGAUGUUGGAUAGAAGAGGUCUUUUUGGAGGAGAUGGCAGUAGUAGCACUAGUGGCGUUGCGCAACUGCAGAAUGGCGGACCAGGACCAUCAGAUCAAGAUCAACAAGGCGAGCCAAGUCUUCCUGUGACGCAGAACACUAACUACUGUCAAGUCUGCGUCGCGUGCUCUAGGCUAUUAGCAGUCCUAGGACAAAGACAUCCUGGGCAUCAGAGUGAGAUUGGGCGAGCAGGCGCGAUUGCGAAGAUAGUAGAUGCAAUGAUCAGGCCAGCUGCUGAAGAUGCUGCAGAAGUUGUGGGUCAUCAUCAACUGCAACAAUCAAAUGCCAGUAGUGCACCUAACGUGGGACACGCCAACGACCUAGUCGUCCACGGUUGUUGGGCCUUGAUGAACUUGUGCAACAAACAUGGAGACAAUCAAGCAUUGUUCCGAAAGAGUGGGGGCAUAACGCUUAUCCUACGUUUGAUCACGCAGAGACUACCACAGAUAGAACCUUCAUUGGCGCCAGGUGAUCAAAGUUCUAGUUCUAGCCCUUCGCACGCAGAAACGCGCAACGCAGGAGCGUAUCUAUCAGGUUGCGUUGCGAGUGUGGUGGAGACGUGUCCAGAGAAUCAAAAAGAAUUUUUCAAGAUGGGCGGAGUCGAGAUAUUGGUAGUUCAGCACGAUCAUCACUUUGACUUUCUUCAAAUGUCAACAUGCUCUUGAUCAUCUCUUCAUCAGCAAAAUAGAACUCUCCUGAAUCACUGACAACCCAUCAGGUCUCCCUCUUUGAGCGUGGCAUCGACUACGCAGCCAUCGUCUCCAACGUUUGCAUUGCAGUCGCGCAUAGUUUUACGGCUCAAUAUACUUAAUUCGUUUUCACAGCCAGGUCAUUUUCUUCUAUUCCCUUCUUUGGAUUGUAGGUAAGAAAUGAGAACUGUUUGAGGGAGAACAAGAAGAGAACCCUUAUGAAGAUCAAAUUCACCAGGUUACCAAAUACCAGAACCAUAUAAAUAACUGCGUUUACCAAAUACCAGAACCAUACAAACUGCUUGGAGCUCUAUGAAUCGAUAGAGUCUAAUAGUUGCCAUCGUUCGCAGAAGCUGCAUUUGCCAGAUGCUCUCUUCUCUUUGAUAAGGCAAUCCCUGUUGAUCCAUCCAGACCAUUCCCCAGUGGUGGGAAACGCUUGCAGAUGCAUCGCGACAGUGACGGAGAAUUGUAGGGAGAACCAGAGGAAAUUUUUGGAAUUGGCAGGCAGGGGGAUCGGCAACGUGAGAGGAGUACUUUUUAUAAGAAUUGGACUGGUUUUUUUGAAUCAUGAAUUGUGACUCUAUGUAUAGCAGGACGAAGGAAUCUGUAGAUGAUGAUCAUCGGUUUCUUCCUUUUCUGCAUAGUUAUCCUAUUUACCAUGAAUCUAGAACAAGAAGAUCAGAUUCCAUGUGAUGUAGUUCAUCUUUUGAUGCAACUGCAAGUUCUUUCAUUUCCGCGGAGUAAUAUGCUUGACUUUACAAAACAUCACAGGACCAGCAAGAUUCUGGCAUUAUCUCGCUUCUCUUUGCCGGAAUGCGAGCGCAUGCAGCAGACGUUACUCUGAAUACGACAGUCUGUUUAUGAAACGAAAAAGUGUACUCGUCCUCAAGAAAGUCGGCACUUUCUCAGUAGGAAAAAGCCUCUUUUCUUGAGGAUGAGUACACUUUUUUCGGUCAUACUCUUGGGCCUUGGCGAAUUUGGUGAAUGCAGAGAUCGGAAGUGGAUGCGAUCAAAGCAAUGUCAAUGUGAUGCAUGAACAAGCCUUGUCUCUGGAAGAGCUUCAGUGGAUUGUGGGCCAACUGGAGAAUUUUCAUACUGACGAACGAUUUGCCGAGUACUGCUGUCGCUUGUUAGGCGAGAUCACGAAGGGACCAACCAGCGACCGCUGUUCGGCAGCUGUAGCGAGGACUAGGCAUGCGCUGAAACGGAGCACUGAACUAGUGAAACUGCUAGUGCGGAUUCGUGAAGCUAGCGGUACCACGCCGUACGUGUUGUUAAGGCUUGUAUCACAAAUAUUUUAUCCUAAAAAAAGUGUUGAUCUAUUUAAUGUAUUAUGAUAAUCUUCAGAGAACGAAGCAUCUACUUGGAGACCUAGCGAUCCAUCUAUUAUAAUAGAGCGAAGACGUUUGCGUUUCCUUCUCUCCUCGAAGAUCUAUCUUAAAUCUUCAGAGAGGUUAACAGUAUCCACCUAGGAUCUCAGGAUGGAUCAGGUUGAGAGCUCUAAUGGUUGCGAGAAUCAAAGAAGUGUACCAAAACCUGACCAAGUGAAUGGUGCUGAACGGUGUUGGUCGAACUAUGGGAAAUUAAAAUGGAGAUUGAAGAUACGGUUUUUUCAUAACUCUACCGUAGUAAUUCUUUCCGUUAUUAGUAGUUCGUCGUCGUUAUGAGUAGUUUUUUCAAGUAGUUGCCCGCUACUAGUACGAAAGAGGAACCUCCUCUUAGUAGUCUUUUUUUCUUUUUACAACACCAUUAUGCCCCAUCAUGGAUGCGUGUCCUAGGGCCGUUAUAGUUUCUUUCAUUUUCUAACAACAGAUUCGAGAUUUGAAUCGCUUAUUGUUUUCUUGUAGUCGCACCAUUAUAGAACACGUACGCUGCAAAAAAAAUAUUACAUCUUUUAUGUUGAGGAGCAGAGGUCUCUCGUGGAAGCAGAUGGGAUAUUCCCUCUCGUGUGACCUUGUUGCUGCCCUUCUUUGCAACAUAUCCUUCAGAACUUAGGUUCUUCGGAACUGGAAUGCGAAUGCUAAUGCGAUUUAAUGCAGAUCCGCAAAAAAAAUUUUAAAAUGUAACAUCAAAAAGAAUGUUCGAGUAAUCCAUUGGAUGAAUGAAUGAGUGAAACUACUCUAGGAUUUACGCCUACAAUUUUGGGAUUAAUACACAAAGUGCAGUGAUUGACUCACAUACUCCUUUUUAAUUAAUCAUGAUCAUCGUGUUUGGUAUGAGAGAGCCUUCAAGGUCGUUCCGACAAUAGUGUCCUAUUUUUCCCAAAUAUACUCAGACAAGGCUGGUGCUGUGGCUACAGCGUACUAUUUGGUUUGAAGCGAUUACUCGAGAUUGAUUGACGUAGAAUUAUUUAUUUUUACGUCGGAAAACGAAAAACACCUUGAAAAAAUGUGUGGUUAUACGAACAACAAAUACCAGUUGUGGGGUGGAAAAGACAAUGCCGAUCCCGAUCGACCACUCCACAGACUAUGAGGGGUGUUUAUGGGCGAAAAGACUAACAAGCAAUAGUCGAAUCGCCGUGCAUUUUUUUAGUAUAAGUAAUUUUUUACAGUAUGUAUAUGGCUUUUGACUCAAGGCUCUUUGGGCUUCGUUGACUUUGAGGUAAUUUCGUCCUGUACAUAAUUUUGAUAGCUUCUUUUGCGGAAAUCAUCUUCUAUGUACUAAAAACAGCAUCUUGAAGAGCAGACGAAGCAUGAUUCAUACAUAAGAGCCAUAGAACAUGAGAGCAUGUUGACUGACACUCGACAGAUUGUUUUUGAGUUUUUUUUUUGGAAAAAUGCGAUCAGCUUUUUUGUCCAUUUUUUUUGGACAUUGAUCCUAACAACAUAUCUUGCUGUUUUUUUGUACCAGAUCAGACAGCAAAAAUGCAUGAAUACCUUAGCAAGCCAUUCAUGGCUCCUCGCCUGCAGAAAAAUACGCCUGCUUGCGGGAAAAACGCUGGCUGUUGUAAUCGAAAGUUUGUAGUCGAAGACUACAGCCCUAGAUGGUACCAGUUGUCAAGUGAUGUUGGG
Messenger RNA from Amoebophrya sp. A25, 13999 nucleotides. The record is from the annotation of a GenBank genome assembly. NCBI's taxonomy places the organism in Eukaryota, Dinophyceae, Syndiniales, Amoebophryaceae.